UCAUAUGAUGGCUCGAGGACAACAGAAACUUCAGUCGCAAGCUAAGGCUGCUGAGAAAUUAUCCAAAUUAAAAAAACAACAAGGUCACAGUGCAACAGAUCAGAAGAAGGCUGCUCAAAAAGCUCUUGUUCAUGUCUGUGCCAUUUGUAAGGCUCAAAUGCCAGAUCCCAAAACAUACAAACAACAUUUUGAAAACAAGCAUCCUAAAAACGAGCUACCAGAAGACCUGAAGGCGAUUUAAAUGUGAAAUAAAUUAGUUUUCAUCAUGACACCGACAGUUAGUGAAAGAAGAAUAAGAAAGUGUAACUGUUAUAACUCGAUAUAUUUAUCUAUUGGUUCAUAACUGGCAUAUCUACAACUGUAAACGAUAAAUGCAAACAAUCUUUCAUUUAAAUGUAUUAAAUUGAGAAAUCAUUCCAUACACAUUAUUCUUUGGAAUAAUAUUGUUGGUGUCAUGGUGGUGAUCCACAAUUUUUUUUAUUUUGAUUUAGUAUCAGCUUUUUUUAUGUUUAAGAAUACCAAAACUACUGUACUAUUUUACAAUUUGCAUUUGGUUUUACCGUCGAGUUUAUUGUAUGUAUUAACACCGUGUUAAGGUCGAGGCGUCCGCAGACGAUACGAUCGAGCCGCAACGGCAUCUCGACCGCAUCGUCCAGCGCUCUUCAUCUGCAUAUGUGUACGGUAUUAUAUUCAAAAUAUACACGUUAUUUAAUU
This is a messenger RNA of Vanessa tameamea, 714 nucleotides long. RefSeq names its product zinc finger protein 706-like. The coding region runs from base 5 to 241 and encodes 78 amino acids. The transcript is spliced from 3 exons. The record is from RefSeq and is a predicted model, not a curated record. NCBI's taxonomy places the organism in Eukaryota, Metazoa, Arthropoda, Insecta, Lepidoptera, Nymphalidae.